Meleagris gallopavo (turkey) is the source of this 1421-nucleotide messenger RNA. The record is from RefSeq and is a predicted model, not a curated record. NCBI's taxonomy places the organism in Eukaryota, Metazoa, Chordata, Aves, Galliformes, Phasianidae.
AAACACUUAAGCUUUGUUUAAAUUUCCUUUGCUUUUUUUGCCAGUCCCUCCAAGUCCCAAUGGGAUUGGAUUCUCCUGGCUUCCACCAAUGGCUCAAGUUGUUUAUUGCCCUCCACUUCAGGGCCAGGACAGUCAGCAGUCCUCAGGGGAUGGGUGACCUUCAGCUUCGUAAGCUAGAUGAGCUCGACUGCCUUAUUAAAGGAGUUCUGUACAUCGAUUCUGUUGGGUUCAAUGGCCAUUCAGAGUGCUACUAUUUUGAACACCCAACCGACACCGAACGGUGUCAGAAGCUCCCGUUCAACUUGGAGAAUCCAUACCCUCUCCUUUUGGUGAACAUUGGCUCAGGGGUCAGCAUUUUGGCUGUGUACUCAAAGGAAAACUACAGAUGGGUGACGGGCACCAGUCUCGGAGGGGGAACCUUCUUUGGGCUCUGCUGCCUUCUCACGGGUUGCUCCACCUUUGAAGAGGCCAUGGAGAUGGCAUCCCAUGGGGACAGCACCAAAGUGGACAAGUUGGUGCGGGACAUCUAUGGAGGAGACUACGAGCGGUUCGGGCUGCCAGGCUGGGCCGUAGCAUCCAGUUUUGGAAACAUGAUGAGCAAGGAGAAGAGGGAGUCUGUCAGCAAAGAGGACCUGGCCAAGGCCACCUUGAUAACCAUCACCAACAACAUCGGCUCCAUUGCACGGAUGUGUGCACUCAAUGAGAACAUCAACCGAGUUGUCUUUGUCGGCAAUUUCCUCCGGAUCAACACCAUCUCCAUGAGGCUUCUGGCCUAUGCUUUGGACUACUGGUCGAAGGGACAGCUGAAAGCACUGUUCUUGGAACAUGAGGGUUACUUUGGUGCAGUUGGUGCUCUGCUGGAGCUCCUGGACUCAGCCUGAUCCAUCCAGAUUCCAUACGUUGGAGCAAUGAAGUCACAGUGCCCACAUGAAGCUUUAAAGCACUUUCAUCAACGUCUCUGAGUGCUGUAUGUCUGUCUGGUUCCCAUAUUAUAGGUGUCGGCUGCAAGGUUCCAUGUUCUGCAGAUGAAAGAUUCUCAUUCUCUACAAAUUGUCUGUGGAGGGGUGAGAACUGUAGCACAGUAACACCAUAAGGACCAUUCUUGUCCCCUCCAGACCACACAGUGCUCUGCUGGACAUAGUCAUGCUAUCAGCAGGGCUGCACAUAACGAUACCAAAGAGUUUACUGUUUCUUUCAGUCAUAUAUUUGGGAUUUUUUCUGCAAUGCUUCAUUCGGUGCUUAUAAACUACUUUGGGAGGCAAAGCUGCAUUUCCCAUAUACAGCACUUGUUCUUUCUUCUGUUUCCUCCCUGCACACAGCCUGAAUAGGCUGUGCAGUUUGCAACCUCUGAGGAUGCUCUGCUCUCAGGACAUGGAUUUGGAAGUAGCACACUGCUUCCUCAAUAAACGAUCAGAACAACA